Messenger RNA from Diatraea saccharalis (sugarcane borer), 1959 nucleotides. The record is from the annotation of a GenBank genome assembly. NCBI's taxonomy places the organism in Eukaryota, Metazoa, Arthropoda, Insecta, Lepidoptera, Crambidae.
AAAAGUUAUAGUCGCACAUGUUUCCGUUCAGUUCGCAAAAAUGAUUACCUAUUUCAAUUAAUUAAAAAUGUUUUCAAUAAAAAUUAAGUUUAUUUAAAUCAUAAAUCAGCAUAUUUUUUUAUAUCACUUCUAUUAUUUAUAUUAAUUUUUUCGUAAUAAUUUGUGUGUGUUUUAAUGUUCAUCCAAAAUGAUGAGAAAUGUUAAAUUUUAUUUUGGAUUUUGUAUAGUUUUAACUAAUGGUAUGUAUAUAGUGGACCCCGGGCCAAGGUAUCCUCCAACAAAAGGUGAAGUUUGGCCAAAACCGCAGUACGAAAGAAAAGAAAACUAUUAUUUGAUUUUUGAUCCUGCAAGGCUGGAAGUCAAUACAACCGCAUUAUCGUGCAAUAUUUUGACGAAUGCAGUAAAAAGGUAUGCGUUUAUUGUGAAAAGAGAAUUAAAUACAAAAUCACGUCAAACAUUUUUAAAAAGAAGACGUAAGCAUACAUAUACUGUAACUCAAGAUUCCGCCAAUGAUGUAUAUAAAAUAGGUGCUCUCACAAAGUUAGAGAUUGAAUUACUGGCGCCAUGUCAAGACUACCCUUACUUUGGAAUGGAUGAAAGCUAUGAACUGUUCAUCAAUGACAAAGCGAGAUUAUCGAGUAUGUCUAUAUGGGGCAUUCUGCGAGGUCUAGAAACAUGGUCACAGUUAUUUUACUUUUCAGACGAUUACAACGAAAUACGCAUAAAUCAAACACAUAUAGCUGACUAUCCUCGAUAUUCACAUCGCGGUUUACUACUAGAUACUUCAAGACACUAUGUUUCACUGUCAAACAUUCUGAGAACCUUAGAUGCAAUGUCAAUGAAUAAAAUGAACGUCUUCCAUUGGCAUAUCGUGGAUGAUCAGAGUUUCCCAUAUCAAAGUCAAAUGUUUCCCGAUUUAAGUGCAAAAGGUGCUUUUCACCAGUCGAUGAUAUACUCUAAAUAUGAUAUUGGACUAGUAGUAAAUUACGCAAGAGAUAGAGGAAUAAGAGUCAUGCCAGAAUUCGAUGUUCCCGGUCAUACCCGAUCAUGGGGUAAUGCAUAUCCGGGCAUCUUGACAGAAUGCUACAUAAAUAAUCAAGUAGUGGGCUUGGGGCCAAUGAAUCCAAUCAAUAACGCAACUUACAGAAUCCUAGAGGACCUUAUCAAAGAAGUGCAACAAUGGUUCCCAGAUAAAUACUUUCAUGUUGGAGGAGAUGAAGUUGAAUUAGAAUGUUGGAAAUCGAAUCCAGAACUCCAGAAGUACAUGACCGAGAAUAAGCUUACCGCUGCUCAACUCCACGCCUUAUUCAUGAAAAACGUAUUACCACUUCUUGGAAGUUCUAAAGCAGUUGUUUGGCAGGAAGUAUUUGAUGAAGGCGUACCACUUAACGCGGAUACUCUUAUCCAAGUAUGGAAAAAUGACUGGGUCUAUGAAAUGAUAAAAGUUCUGAGAGCUGGGCAUAACUUAAUUUUCUCUUCAUCUUGGUAUCUUGAUCAUUUGAAAUCUGGUGGAGACUGGUUCGACUACUAUGUCGCUGAUCCUAGAGAAAUGGUUUCCAAAAGCAUAGGAAACGACUCAACACUUUUAAAACAAAUAGUUGGUGGUGAAGCUUGCAUGUGGGGAGAAGUUGUAGAUGAUGCCAAUGUUAUUAGCAGAGUAUGGCCACGCGCAAGUGCCACAGCCGAACGUCUAUGGAGCGCUCCUAUGGUCGCUAUGAGCUCCAAUAGUUUCUCAACAACAAACGCUAGAACUUACGACCCAUUCGAUACUGUCAGACAACGGUUAGAAGAACAUACAUGCCGCAUGAGGCGACGUGGCAUACGAGCACAGCCACCCAACGGACCAGGUUUCUGUGUAGGAGCUGUUAAUUAAGUUAAAUUACUUUGAAUUUCUAAGUGUUUAAACAAAAUGUAUAACACAACUUCCAGGCAGAAGCUUUGCUAGUUUAAUUAUGUUUU